UCACGAUAUUGGAAUUCUUGUCUUUACCAAAGCGCCAUGGUUGAAACGUCUUCACCACUCACAGCAAUUGUGCAAUCCCAGCUCACGAGUUUGGACGAUACGGAUGCGUUGCAGAAUGCUUGGACCGAAGCUCUAGCCCGGGCAACCGAGAACGGUUCGGCACUCCGUUGGGGCGGCCGCGGCCGAGGCGGACGAGGAUUAGCCCGACGGACCUUCCAACCCAAAGACAUUGUGGUCGAAGGAAUACGUCUGGAAUAUGUUGGGACGACACAAGGAUCGUCGCGUGUAUUGUUGGGGGACGAUGCGGUCCUGAAACUUCUAGGUGGGAGAGCGUACGCCGUGGUGGGGCGGAACGGAUGCGGCAAGUCGACGUUGUUGCGACGGAUACGCGCCGGAAAGAUCCCCGGUUUUCCACCUCACGUAACGACUCUUUACAUUCCACAAGAAAUCUUUGUCGAUCGCUGGGAAGGCGUCGAAGAUGACGCUGGAAAAGUAACUCCGACUCCCAUCGAUUACCUACUCGAAAAGCAUCGGGCCUUCACCAAAGAUUCGGCAAAUUCCGUUCAAGAGCAGAUUGAUAGUCUCGAAGCUCAAUUGGAAUCUCUGGAUAUUACCUUGGAAGAGGAUCAAGAGAAAAUCCAGCAAAUCGGAGAGGAGAUUAGCUUGCUGGAGGAUUCCAGAGAUGGAAAGGCCGAUGAGAAGUCUUUGACGACACUGGCCAAAGAAGCCUUGGAGUGCAUGGGUUUAGCGGAACGCAUUUGGAAUAUGCCCAUGACCAAGCUUUCCGCUGGUCAACGGAAAAAGGUUGCGUUGUCUCUCGCGUUCUUUUGCUGCUGCGAUUUGCUUCUGCUUGAUGAGCCGACCAACGCCUUGGAUGUACAAGGUCUACUGCAGCUUCGCCGUUUGAUGGAGGUUUGCAAGACUCGGCAGACGACGGUUCUACUCGUUUCGCACGAUUUGGAUUUAGUCAACCAUGUGGCAACGGACGUGAUAGAGUUUGUGCAGAAAACACUGUACUACUAUCCUGGAAACUAUGCGGACUAUCAGGUCUACCGUCGACAGCACGAUUUGCAUAACUUGCGACAGGUCGUUGCUUUGGAUAAGAAACGAGAUGCGAUGAUGCAAACGAUAGAAAACAUCAAAAAGCAACCCGUGCCAAAACGUGGUGGUGGUAAGAAAAAAUCACGACAGGUGGAAAGUCACCGCAAGAAACUGGAACGACAAGGGUUCGAAAAGACUGAAUCUGGACAUCGAUGGACGGCGCAAAAGGCAGGCACCGGUAUUAAGGCGGGAUCAAUUAACGCCAUUGACGCCACCACGCGUCGGGGAAAGACCACCAGUCAGCUGUUGACCAUGACAGAAAAGGACAUUCGUCCACCACCCGACAAGGCCGUCCAGUUUGUCUUUCGACCGGUGACCAGCCAAUGGAACGAAGCAUUGAUUUGGGCUAUGCAAGUAGGACACGGAUACGGUCAGGAGUUGCAUAACGCUGUCGCACAAACAGGUCCCGUGGCAUCAACCAUAAUUAGCAAGAAGGAAGGAUUUCUGUUUGAUUGCGUUGACUUGUGCGUGGAAGAAGGCGGGACUUACUGUAUACUGGGGGAGACCGCCUCUGGAAAAUCGAUUUUACUUCGUUUGUUGGCCAAACUUGAAGAACCUCGUGAAGGUAAAAUCAGUUACGCGACUAACGUGGAAGUCGCUUUUAUGGAUCAAGAAAGUGUGGAACGGAUGAUUGAUAUUGGUUUGGCUAACGGUACAGAAACUGCACUUUCAUAUUUGCAAGCGCAAUACCGUCAAAAGACGGAACAAGACUUGCGCAGUGAGCUUACCAACUUUGGAAUGUCACCCACGCAAGCCACCACAAACUUGCGGUUUUUGAGUGGUGGCGAACGGAAUCGAGUCUGUUUGGCCAGUGUACUACUGGGAAACCCCCAGGUGCUUGUGUUGGACCAGCCCACUUCGAACCUGGACGUCGAAAGCGUGGAGGCUUUAAUUUACGGAUUGCGCGGCUGGAACGGAACGGUCGUCAUUUCCUCGCAUGACGCAAACUUUGUUCGAUCUGUGGAGGCGCAGUGCUACGCGUUGGUGGCGAACGAAGGCAAAUUGCGGCGGGUAGACGGAGGGAUUGACGAAUACCUUCGGGCCUUUGCUACGGAAUAA
Messenger RNA from Phaeodactylum tricornutum CCAP 1055/1, 2160 nucleotides. RefSeq lists its product with no specific name. The transcript has a single exon. Gene Ontology annotation, molecular function: ATP binding; ATP hydrolysis activity. Bases 37 to 2160 code for a protein of 707 amino acids. Lineage: Eukaryota; Bacillariophyta; Bacillariophyceae; Surirellales; Neidiaceae. The record is from RefSeq and is a predicted model, not a curated record.